UUUUCUGCCGUUCACCAGAUGGUGCCACUGUAGGCUUAUUUGGAUUGUAGAUAAACAGUCUUGUGGUGAACAGGGCCACCGGGCUUAGAUUACAUAGCAAGUUCAUAAUUCGCCUUUAACCUGUGGCUGACAUCAGUCUGCUUGUCUCCUAUUGAAUAUCAACGUACAGACCUGUGAUAGCGAUUUGUCAGAGCAGAGAGGAGCGAAAAGCAGAGAGUUUGCACCAGCGUAGGGUGGGCGGAGCCUUUUUCCCUGCGUGCUGUCAUCACAGGAGAAGGGUGCUGGAUGGAUAUCGCUAUGGUCAGAGCUACUUCAGUCUGGAGGCUGAGACCGAAAGAGUGAGAUGUGAGACCGACUAGGACUGAUACUGCUGGUUUUACCCCCCCCCCCCCCCAAAAGGAUAACUAACAGCGUUACCAAUCUCGCGACCCUGGUCAGGACACCGCUCACAUUGCAAGAUCCAACUACUCCAGCUGUCAUUCUGCAUUGGCGGCACGCUGUGAGAAAAGACUCCACUCUGCUGUGCCUCAGCGCUCCUCAGACACUUGUCCUUGACAUCCAAAUGCUGUGUGUCGAACGUCGUGCCAGCCGCCUUCUAUGAGUUAUGACGACGGCUGCUUCAUUGACUCAGGAAAGAGGCUCCUCCUCCACUCACCAGUGAGCAUAUCACAUCAUGUAAUGAAGGGUCCUGAAAGUCUGCUCUUCGAGGAGUCUGCCAGCAGGAUAUGAGUAUUUUGAGCCCUGUGACGGAUAACAAAUCAAAUCUUGAGGGAAUUGUGGGAGGCCCGGAAGAAUACUCCAGAGCCAUGCAGUCAGAGGAGCUAUUCAGCAGGAAACUCAAAGCACUGAAUGGUAGCAUGGGACCACCAACCUCCAACAUGCAAGGGAAACCUGAUGGUUCAGGCAAAACAAAUGGUACUCCAGCCAUGCCUAAAAUGGGUGUCAGGGCCAGGGUGACAGAAUGGCCACCAAGGACAGAUGGAUGGGAUGGACGGCCUUCACCAAACUAUCAGAGUGUGAUACCAGUAUUUCAGAAUGGCCAACAGGACCAUACUGUGAAAAUACUGGAGCAUGGUGAAGCAGUUUGUCUGGAAGUAGACUACUCAGACAAAUACACACUGAGUGACCUCCUUAGCCACUCCCCGCUGAAGGGUCUCCACCCUAUCCGUCAACGCAGCAACAGCGAUGUCACCAUAAGUGACAUUGACUCUGAAGACAUAAUGGACCAGAACGCUGUCAAUCCAAACACUGGGGCCUCAUUGCACCGUGAGUACGGCAGCACAUCCUCCAUUGAUCGUCAGGGCCUGAGUGGGGAUGGCUUCUUCACCAUGCUUAGAGGCUACCGAGUGGACACCCUGGACCACCGUAGCAUACCACCUCUGGGGUUCCCGGAGUUGUUGCGCUGUGAUGCCUCCCUCUCCCCCAGCCUGCAGACAGCAGCCCAGAUUGCCCGUGGUGAGAUAGUCCAGAUUCCAGGCUUUGACUAUAUAGACAACUCUAUCCUCUACAGCCGGGAGCGGGAGAAGUCCUUCAUGAGGCGUCUCAAAUCGGAAUCAUCUGAAACGUCUCUGUUCAGGAAACUGCGGACCAUAAAGAGCGAGAGCGACGCCUUGCGGCUCUCAAUAGAGGAUGAUCGGCGACCGCUCAGCUUCCAAAAAUGCUUUGCCCACUACGACGUCCAGAGUGUUCUUUUUAACAUCAGUGAGGCAGUGGCAAGCAGAGCUAACCUGAGCCAGAGGAAGAACACAACUACUGGGGCUUCAGCUGCCUCAGCCGGAGCCGGCAGUGGAGCUGGUGGAGGGGCUGGAGGUGGAGGUGGAGUUGGAGCUGGGCCUGGACCAGGGGCAGAUGGUGGAGGAGCAGCAGGAUGUAGCAGUGGAAAUGCCCCCAUGUUUGAGUCUCCACUAGGCAGCAGGGAGGACUUGAACCCCAAGGAAAAUCUGGAUGCCGAUGAGGGGGAUGGGAAGAGUAACAACUUAGUGCUGAGCUGCCCACACUUUCGCAAUGAGAUUGGUGGUGAGGGCGAGAGGAAGAUCUCCCUCUCCAGAGCCAACAGUACCAACUACAGUGGUGUGUCAGAGAGCUGCUCUUUUGAAUCAUCUUUAAGUUCCCACUGCACCAAUGCAGGUGUCUCUGUACUGGAGGUGCCUCGAGAAAACCAGCCAAUCCACAGGGAGAAGGUCAAACGCUACAUCAUCGAACACAUUGACCUUGGAGCAUACUACUACCACAAGUACUUCUAUGGGAAAGAACAUCAAAACUAUUUUGGGGUAGAUGACAAUCUGGGACCUGUGGCAGUCAGCAUCCGCAGGGAGAAAUUGGACGACGGAAAAGAGAAAGAUGGAAUGCAGUACAACUAUCGGGUCACCUUCAGAACCAGUCAGCUGACCACACUCCGUGGAGCCAUCCUGGAGGAUGCCAUUCCAUCCACAGCGAGACAUGGGACGGCCCGUGGCCUGCCGCUAAAGGAGGUGCUUGAGUACGUCAUCCCUGAGCUUAAUAUCCAGUGUCUGAGGCUGGCCCUCAACUCCCCCAAGGUCCCGGAGCAGCUUCUGAAGCUGGAUGAGCAAGGGCUAAGCUUCCAGCACAAGGUGGGAGUGCUUUACUGCAAGGCAGGCCAGAGCACAGAAGAAGAGAUGUACAACAAUGAGAGUGCUGGCCCGGCACUUGAUGAGUUUUUGGAUCUGCUCGGCCAGAGGGUGCGGCUCAAAGGCUUCACCAAGUACAGAGCUCAGCUGGACAACAAGACCGACUCCACAGGCACACACUCUCUCUACACCACCUAUAAGGACUACGAGCUGAUGUUUCAUGUGUCCACCAUGCUCCCUUACACGCCCAACAACAGACAGCAGUUAUUAAGGAAGAGGCACAUUGGCAAUGAUAUCGUCACCAUAGUAUUUCAGGAGCCCGGGGCCCUUCCUUUCACUCCAAAAAACAUCCGCUCUCAUUUCCAACAUGUGUUUGUCAUCGUCAAAGUCCACAACCCCUGCACUGAUAACGUCUGCUACAGCGUGGCCGUGUCCAGAUCUAAAGACGUGCCUCCAUUCGGGCCCCCUAUUCCGAAGUCUGUAACUUUCCCAAAGUCAGCAGUUUUCAGGGACUUCCUGCUUGCCAAGGUCAUCAAUGGAGAAAAUGCUGCACACAAGUCAGAGAAGUUCCGAGCCAUGGCGACUCGAACGCGGCAGGAGUACCUGAAAGACCUGGCAGAGAACUUUGUUAGUACUGCAACUAUUGACUCCGCUGUAAAAUUCAGCUUCAUCACCCUCGGAGCCAAGAAGAAGGAGAAGGUGAAACCCAGGAAGGAUGCACAUCUGUUCAGUGUGGGAGCCAUCACAUGGAGUGUCCGUGCCCGGGACUACAGCCAGACGAUGGACGUGGACUGCUUGCUCGGCAUAUCCAAUGAGUUCAUCGUCCUCAUUGAGGAGGAUUCAAAAAAUGUGGUCUUCAACUGCUCGUGUCGCGAUGUCAUUGGAUGGACCUCAGGGAUUAUGAGCAUUAAGAUUUUCUAUGAGCGUGGGGAGUGUAUCAUGCUGUCGGCCCAUGACAACUGUGGAGAAGACAUCAGGGAGAUGGUGCAAAGACUAGAGAUGGUCACCAGAGGUUGUGAGACAUCAGAGAUGACUUUGCGUCGGAACGGCCUAGGCCAGCUUGGUUUCCAUGUCAACUUUGAAGGCAUCGUGGCCGACGUAGAACCCUUUGGCUUUGCCUGGAAGGCAGGGCUUAGGCAGGGCAGCCGACUGGUGGAGAUCUGCAAGGUGGCUGUCGCUACUCUCACCCAUGAGCAAAUGAUUGACCUACUGCGCACCUCCGUCACUGUCAAAGUGGUCAUAAUCCAGCCUCAUGAAGACGGCACCCCCCGAAGAGAACCAAAAGGCUCCAUCUCGGGUCCUGUGAGUUUUCUCCCAAGGCUCCAACAAAUCAAGAGGGGCUGCUCCGAGCUCUACCGCAUACCCAUGGUAGAGUACAAGGUCGACAGCGAGGGUACACCCUGCGAGUACAAGACACCCUUCAGGAGAAACACCACCUGGCAUCGGGUGCCCACAGCUGCUGGUCCACCUCUGUCCCGAGGCUCACCCACACAGGGCCCUGAUCGCUUACAGUGCCAGCAGAUCCUCCAGCAGCACCAGGCAGCUAUCCCACGAAGCACCUCCUUUGAUAGGAAGUUGCCAGAUGGGUCCAGGACAAUGCAGGAUAUCGAGAACCCCCAGGUCACUUCGUGUAACAAGGGAGACCAGCACUACCGCAGCUCCCCCAGUAACCAGUCCUCAUCCAGUGAUCCAGGACCCUGUGGCAGCAGCACCUGGUCCCAGCAGCCUGGAUAUGAUGGGUGUCCCUCCCCCAUCCUCCAGGACAUCCAAGGGGGAGACGGGGAGAUCCACAGAGAGAGAGAGCCCACUCUUGAGAGGACCAGAUCUGCAGAGGCCAAAUGGCACAUCCCCUCCACCAAGAUCCUGAACCCUCUGAAGCAAAGAGAAGGAGGAAAAGACUCACCCAACAAGCUGUCCAGGACGGGUGAUAAAAACUCAAGCCAUUCAAGUAGCAACACUCUCUCAAGCAACGCCUCCAGCAACAGCGACGAUAAGCAUUUUGGCUCUGGAGACUUGAUGGACCCGGAGAUGCUGGGCCUCACUUACAUCAAAGGGGCGUCUACAGACAGCGGCAUUGACACUAAUCCCUGCGUGGCCCCUGGGGCCCGGGUGUUGCUGCAGGGCAGGAUGGGUGAGCAGGGACACCCCUGGGCGUCAGAGCAUCAUGAAGACGGGGCAUCAGAAGAGGAUCAUGGGAAAAUGUACCUACCACAGGGCUACGCUUCUGCCAUUAUGUCUAGUCAUGUGACGGAGGGCAGCAUUGGCGACCUGAGCGAGAUCUCAUCCCAUUCGAGUGGCUCACACCACUCUGGCAGUCCCCUGGCCCGUGGGGCCAGAUACUGUAUGUCUGCUGACUCCUCCAAGGUGUACACCAUCCCCCAGACCAGCAGUUCAGGGCCAGGGCCAGGGCCAGAGCCAGGGCCAGAGCCAGGGCCGGGGCCUGGGCCCAGCUCAGAGGCCUGUGGACAGACACGGCCAGAGCCCAGUUGCAAUCUCCCAGUGGGCAUGAAGACGACUGAUGAUGGUGAUGAAGCCCACAACACUGAGGGACCUCCCAGCAUUUCAGAGUGUGGAGGAGCGGAGAGCUUGUUAGCCUUCCUUCUCAAAAUGCUGUAUGAGCGUUCAAGGCAGCUGUACGCACAGGAGGCAGCUUGCCAGCUCCAGGCUACUGAGCGGGAUGGAAAAUCCCUGCAGAGACUUUCAAAAGAGGAAUACCUUAAAAUGAUGCUGCCCGACAGCCCUCCAGGAGAAGACAGGAGUCGGAAGUUGUCAGCAGUUGGCACUUUAUCACCGAGACGCUCCCUGUACCGGACACUGUCGGACGAAAGUGUGUGUAGUAACCGUAAGGGUUCGUCCUACACCAGCUCGCAUAGCUCCAUGCUGGACCAAGCCAUGCCUAAUGACAUCCUAUUCAGCACCACCCCACCUUACCACAGCACGCUGCCUCCUCGUAUGAUCCACAACCAGGGAGCAUCCAACCUAAGAAAUGAGUUUUGGUUCUCUGACGGCUCCUUGGCGGACAGGUCCAAGUUCAGCGACCCGGGCCUCAUGCCCCUCCCAGACACUGCCUCGGGCCUGGACUGGUCUCACCUGGUUGACGCAGCACGAGCCUUUGAAGACCAGCGCGUGGCAUCUUUCUGCACUAUGACCGACAUGCAGCGGGCCGAGGCUUUGCAGAUCUCGAGAGAGCUGACCAGACGGGUGGUGGAGGCGGAGGGAGCGGCGCUGGAAGCAGAAAGCUCCCCCUCCACACUAACUGGCAAAGUCAACCAGUUGGAGGUCAUCCUCAGGCAGCUGCAGCAUGACCUCCGAAAAGAGAAAGAGGACAAGGCGAUGUUGCAGGAGGAAGUGCAGCACCUGAGACAGGAUAACAUGCGACUGCAGGAGGAGAGCCAGACCGCUGCGGCUCAGCUCAGGAAGUUCACCGAGUGGUUCUUUCACACCAUCGAUAAGAAACCUUGAGAGAGAGAGAGAGAGAGAGAGAGCGAGAGACCCGCAGAAAGAGAGGGAGAGAGAGCGUGAUGGCCUUCACUCCUCCUGGGCACCCACUCAACUCCUACUUAAGACUCCCAGGUGAUCCACAGGCAAACAAACCUUAAAACAAACCAUUAACAGCCCCCAGAGUAAUCAAGACUCUUUAAAAAGCCCCUACUUAGGAGACUGUCGUGCAGCCCUGUGUGGAGAGACUUGAAACCCUGAUCUGGACCUUAGUUUGGGGAUCCUCCUCUGUCUGAAAUGCAGGGCUGUUUCUGACGUUAACAGUUUCUCCAUAUUGGCAACAGGACUCUUUGGAAACCUCCUCCUAUCUGCCGUUGGAGAGGAAUUGGGAAACGCAACCCCCGGGUCCCUGCCUGAGUCCCUGGGAUCUUCUUAAAGUAGUGGAAUGUAAAGCUCAUUUACUGUAGUCAACAUAUAAUCUACCUACGUAAGUCACGUCAGUCUACUGUACUGUAUGCUCAGCUGUACUGUAUUGUACUGCGCACACUGUCACACAGCUGUUUCUGUGCCAGCCUUCACGGACACAGGAAAGUAGGGAGGGUGAGGCAAGGAGGGAGGAAGGAGGGGAGGAAUGUACUGGACAUAUUAAAGUGGUACUUACUGUCUGCCAGCACCAAGAGGAAUCCACAUGUGGCGGUCUUGAAACUUACAGUGGGGGGGGGGGGUUGAAUGUAGCUCAACUGAGACCCUUUUGUUUUCUCUGGAUUUCUGAUUCCCAAAGUCACAAAGGUUUCAAGGUUUGAUGUUCUGGGCCAUUUUUCUUUGAAAUUAUUCCACUUUUUCUUUUCCUCAGUGUUGUAUUGUAGGGUCACAUGGCAGUAAUUUUGAUGUUUAAAGGUGCUUUUCCCUACACACACGUUUGUCAGUAGUUUCCAUUCACUGUCACAAUGUCCUAGCAAUAACAAAGUGGUAGUUAAGAAACUGUGUUUUAAAAAAAAAAGAAGUUAGCACAAACGUGAAGAGUUCCUGUUGAGAAGCAGUUGUUAUUUGACAUGUAUUUAUAAAACAGGAAGAGACUGUGCCUAAAACUCUUGGUUGUAAAUGGAUUGUUUCUCUUUGCUUUUAGUUGUCUUUUAUAAACACAUGCCUUGUCUGUGGCUCACUGAUACAAAAUCAUGUGUGUGUGUGUGUGUGCGUGUGUGUGUGUGUGUGUGUGCGGGUGUGUGUGUGCAUAGUUUAUCACAGCAAAAUGUGUUCUUAUGCAGUGGUUUCUAGAGCAUUAGAGCAAGCGCCAGUGAACCACACUUACAAUGCCAAAUGUGUUUAUUUCUGUACAUAUAUGCCACAGAAGUGUCUUGUAUUUAACACUAUUAUUUAAGCUUAUUUAACCUAAAGUUGUUUAUUUUAUUAAGGAUAUUUGUUUGGGGUUUUUUUCUGCACUAAGGAGAGAUAAAGCUCUGUGUAUGUUGUAAAGUGUGUAGCUUGCCAGGGCAAAAAAAAAAACUAUAUAUUUAAAUAUAUAAAUGAUGAUUUUGGAGAUUCCAACAUUUGGAUGCUGCUAGAUUACAGUUUGCUGGUUUGUAUGCUUUUAAAAAUGUCUCUCUCCAUAAACUGUCUCAUCCCUGGUGGGACACUGGU
Messenger RNA from Xiphias gladius (swordfish), 7664 nucleotides. Its product is annotated as signal-induced proliferation-associated 1-like protein 2. Gene Ontology annotation, cellular component: cytoplasm. Gene Ontology annotation, molecular function: protein binding; GTPase activator activity. Gene Ontology annotation, biological process: regulation of small GTPase mediated signal transduction; activation of GTPase activity. The transcript has 23 exons. Lineage: Eukaryota; Metazoa; Chordata; Actinopteri; Istiophoriformes; Xiphiidae. The record is from RefSeq and is a predicted model, not a curated record. The coding region runs from base 726 to 6050 and encodes 1774 amino acids.